Fraxinus pennsylvanica is the source of this 1599-nucleotide messenger RNA. NCBI's taxonomy places the organism in Eukaryota, Viridiplantae, Streptophyta, Magnoliopsida, Lamiales, Oleaceae. The record is from the annotation of a GenBank genome assembly.
AUGGUGGUGACGGACAAGUACAUUGUGGGGACUUUUCUUGCUUCUCUUUUUGGAUCUUUUCUUCUCUAUAUUUUACUCUUUAAAACUACCAAAUCCCAAAAGCAAAAGGACCAUGAAGAAGAACGUGAAAUGAGUAGGGGUGGCUACCAGAUUCGAAGCGACCUGACUGGUGGUGAACGCCGGAACGACGAAGGAUACGACCCGGAUGUUAUUAUCGUCGGCGCGGGUGUUGCUGGUGCUGCUCUAGCUUACACUCUGGGCAAGGAUGGACGACGAGUGCAUGUGAUCGAAAGAGAUUUAUCCGAGCCGGACAGAAUUGUUGGCGAAUUACUACAACCAGGUGGAUAUCUCAAAUUGAUCGAGUUGGGCCUCGAAGAUUGUGUUGAGAAUAUUGACUCCCAGAGGGUGGUUGGAUAUGCCCUUUUCAAGGAUGGAAAAUACACUGAACUUUCCUAUCCCUUGGAGAAGUUUCACUCAGAUGUGGCUGGGAGAAGCUUUCAUAAUGGGCGUUUCAUACAGAUGAUGAGAGAGAAAGCAGCGACUCUUCCCAAUGUGAAGCUCGAGCAAGGUACUGUAACAUCUCUACUCGAGGAAAAUGGAACAAUAAAAGGAGUGCAGUACAAAACUAAAGCCAGUCUGGAGCUUAAAGCAUAUGCUCCUCUUACUAUAGUCUGUGAUGGUUGCUUUUCGAAUUUGCGCCGUUCUCUUUGCAGCCCUAAGGUCGAUAUUCCCUCCUGUUUCGUUGGUUUGGUAUUGGAGAACUGUCAACUUCCAUUUCCAAACCAUGGGCAUGUUAUUCUAGCAGAUCCUUCACCAAUCCUGUUUUAUCCAAUCAGUAGCACCGAAAUUCGAUGCUUAGUUGAUGUACCUGGUCGAAAGCUUCCGUCUCUGGCUAAUGGUGAAAUGGCAAAUUAUUUGAAAACAGUUGUAGCUCCCCAGGUUCCACCCGAGUUACAUGAGGCCUUCAUAUCGGCCAUUGAUAAAGGAAAUAUUCGAACAAUGCCAAACAGAAGCAUGCCAGCAGCUCCCCAACCUACUCCCGGAGCCUUGUUAAUGGGUGAUGCCUUCAACAUGCGUCAUCCUUUAACCGGUGGAGGCAUGACAGUGGCACUCUCUGAUAUUGUUGUGCUCCGGAAUCUUCUUAAGCCCCUGCACAACUUGAAGGAUGCAGACGCAUUGUGUAAAUAUCUCGAGUCCUUUUACACUUUGCGCAAGCCAGUGGCCUCUACGAUUAAUACUUUGGCUGGAGCCCUACACAAAGUUUUUUGUGCUUCGUCUGAUCAAGCAAGGUUGGAAAUGCGUCAAGCAUGCUUUGAUUACUUGAGCCUUGGCGGUGUUUGUUCGAGAGGACCUGUGGCUUUGCUUUCGGGUCUAAAUCCUCGCCCACUGAGUUUAGUGUUCCAUUUCUUUGCUGUUGCUAUAUAUGGCAUUGGUCGUUUAUUGAUACCAUUUCCUUCUCCCCAACGGCUGUGGAUUGGAGCUAGAUUGAUUUUGGGUGCGUCGGGUAUCAUUUUUCCCAUCAUAAAGGCAGAAGGAGUUCGACAAAUGUUCUUUCCUGCUAGUGUUCCAUCAUACUAUAGAGCUCCUCCGCUCAAAUGA